Messenger RNA from Penicilliopsis zonata CBS 506.65, 990 nucleotides. RefSeq lists its product as hypothetical. The record is from RefSeq and is a predicted model, not a curated record. NCBI's taxonomy places the organism in Eukaryota, Fungi, Ascomycota, Eurotiomycetes, Eurotiales, Aspergillaceae. The transcript has a single exon. The coding region runs from base 1 to 990 and encodes 329 amino acids.
AUGCUGCCUAAACUCACUCUCAGUCUCAUCUUUGCUGCUCUCACAGUAGGAGAAACGGUCUUCCAAUACGUCUCGAACGGAACGUGGCUGGAAAACCUCGCGGUCCGCCCGAACAACCUCCUUUUAACCACCCGCCUCGACGUGCCAGAGCUCUGGUCCAUCGAUCCCUCCACGUCGAGGGGAGAAAAGCUGCUCGAAUUCCCCGAUGCCCUGGGGGCGAUGGGGAUCACUCCCUUUGCCAGCAACGGCACGACCACCGAUCGAUACGCCGUCGUGACGGGCAACUUCUCCCUGUCCGAACUGUCCGCCACGCCCGGCUCCUUUUCCAUCUGGACGGUCUGGUUCGACGAGAGCGAUCAAGUGCAGACAAUCCCCUUCUUUCAUAUUCCCGAGGCAGAGUUUCUCAACGGGAUCACCACCUUCAGCGAUGAGAUCUUCCUCGUCGCCGACUCCGUCAAAGGCGUGAUCUGGAAGAUCCAGCAUUCGGUCGAUUCCCCCCCUGAUCCGUCAUAUUCCGUCGCCGUGGCAGACGAGACGAUGCUUCCGUCACCCGAUCAACCGGUCCAGAUAGGGAUAAACGGCGUCAAGGUGCUCAACGGGUACAUCUACUAUACCUCUACCACGCGGGAACUGCUCUGUCGCGUUCCGGUCGACGAGCAGGCGAACCCAACGGGCGCCGUGGAGGUUCUUCUCUCCGGGGUCCUGAACGACGAUUUCAUCAUCGACGACACCAACGAGGUGGUUUACAUCGCUACGAACCCACAGAACACAAUCCUCAAAGCAUCCAAUCCACAUAAUGAUGGUGAUGCUGAUUACAGCCUCUCUCUACUCGCAGGGGAAGCGUAUAAACUCGAUCUCGCUGGCGUGACGGCCCUGCAGUUCAGUCGUGACCGGUCAGUUCUCUACGCUACGACGUCAGGAGCCCAGAUCGGACCUAUCCUAGGGACACUCAUCGAGCCUGCGAAAGUUGUUUCAAUCAAUUUGAGCUAG